Pseudogymnoascus verrucosus is the source of this 696-nucleotide messenger RNA. RefSeq lists its product as uncharacterized. Lineage: Eukaryota; Fungi; Ascomycota; Leotiomycetes; Thelebolales; Thelebolaceae. The transcript is spliced from 2 exons. The coding region runs from base 1 to 696 and encodes 231 amino acids. The record is from RefSeq and is a predicted model, not a curated record.
AUGACCAACACGAAGGAUGACGACCACCAACAUGACGAUGGUUCCUCCAGCGACGACGAUGAUGAUGCUACGAUUGAGCCGCGAAAGCUUGUGCGCGAACAUGGGACUGAACGGCUAAAAGCAGCACUCCUUGACAGGCUCGCCGAGUUCAUGGCCGCUAUCCCUCCAGGUGGCCGAGGCCCCGGAGAGGACAAAACGGCGAAGGCAAAAGACAUCUGUGCUACUUUUCUGCAGAUGGUAGAUGGAACUGCCGUCGUAUACAUCACUAAGAAUGGAGGUCUCAGUCCGGACGACGUGAAAAUGCUCAAGAGACUCCAAAUCGGGCUCAGCGCUGGGUCGAGAACCUGGCAGCCCCGAGACAAGACUAAAGAUUUGCUCCGGCCCACGAUGGUACAGUUUUAUAAGGGUCGCCUCGUGUGGUAUUUGCAUAAACUCGGCGAAGUCUUCCGACAGGUACAAAGUACCUUUCUGGUAGAUGAUAAUGAAAUUAAUAGCAAGCUAGCAAGACUACAGCAGCUUUGUUUUCUAAACGAAGAACUGGAUGAUGGACAGUGGACCGACGCUAUAUCGCUCGAAUACGAAUUGCGCCACGAGCCACCACUCAAAGCCCACCUCCACACUCUUGGCCUCUUCGAGGAAGAUUCUCAAAAAUUACUCAGGCAGGUCCUGUUUCUUGGGAGACCAGAGUCAGCUUAA